Sclerotinia sclerotiorum 1980 UF-70 is the source of this 2445-nucleotide messenger RNA. RefSeq lists its product as hypothetical. Bases 1 to 2445 code for a protein of 814 amino acids. Gene Ontology annotation, biological process: transmembrane transport. NCBI's taxonomy places the organism in Eukaryota, Fungi, Ascomycota, Leotiomycetes, Helotiales, Sclerotiniaceae. Gene Ontology annotation, molecular function: ABC-type oligopeptide transporter activity; ATP hydrolysis activity; ATP binding. The record is from RefSeq and is a predicted model, not a curated record. The transcript has a single exon. Gene Ontology annotation, cellular component: membrane.
AUGCGGCGCACCUUGACUUUAGGCAAUGCUUGGGGAGGGGCCUCGGUUUACGAUAUAGCUAUAAAGCAAUUUUCGAAAAACAUUCCAGCUCCAGCAGCUUCUAGAUGGACCCCUUCCGGUCCUUCCCAGGUUGCGAAAAGAUAUUCAUCCAACCUCAACAACUGCCCAUCACCAUUGAACCCUGCGUCUAAGCCGGCGACCCCACAACUUUCUACCAGUCGUCUCUACCAGCAAACAAGAAUUGGCUUGUCAGCAGCAUGGCGGCCGGCAAUAUCACAAUUGCGCCCAUUCAACAGUUCAUCUCCAUUGCAAACUACUCCGAAGGGCUCAGAUAGACAGGAUCACAUCGAACGAGAACGACAAAGGCGCGAAGAGGAAGAAGAGGAUAAUAUCGAUGAACAAGGGGAUUUUGCACGAAGUGAGAAAGCUUCUAAAGCGACGCAGGUCAACCUGAGCGCAAGAUUACAGAGUAGUGGAAAGAAACAAGGAAAUACAGCUGCUUUUGGUGAAAUAUGGAGGUUACUCAAAAUCGCUCGACCCGAGGCAAGAUGGCUCGGUUUAGCAUUUAUGUUCUUAUUGAUAUCCUCAUCAAUCACCAUGUCAAUACCAUUCUCGAUCGGAAAAAUUCUUGAUUUAGCCACUAAGGAUCCUUCGGAAGGCGAAAAACUUUUUGGACUGGAUAUUUCUCAAUUUUUUAUUGCUCUCGCUUGCGUUCUAACUAUGGGAGCCGCGGCUAACUAUGGACGUAUCAUUAUAUUGAGAAUAGUCGGAGAACGAAUUGUAGCCAGACUUCGAUCACAAUUAUAUAGGCGAACUUAUGUACAGAAUGCGGAAUUCUUCGAUGCCAAUCGAGUUGGAGAUCUCAUUUCUCGAUUGAGCUCGGAUACGGUUAUUGUUGGAAAGAGUAUCACCCAGAAUCUCUCGGAUGGUUUACGAGCCAUGGUCAGUGGAGGUGCUGGAUUUACAGCUAUGGCAUGGGUGAGCUUAAAGCUUACAAGCAUUCUCUGUCUCAUGUUCCCACCUGUCGCAAUUGGUGCAUUCUUUUAUGGAAGAGCAAUCAGAAAUCUUAGUCGGAAAAUCCAAAGGAAUCUGGGAACACUAACUAAAAUCGCCGAAGAGAGACUCGGAAAUGUUCGCACCAGUCAAGCCUUCGCUAGUGAGACACAAGAGGUUGGCAGAUACAAUCAACAAAUCAAGAAGAUAUUCUCAUUAGGCAAAAGGGAAGCAUUGAUCAGUGCAACCUUUUUCAGUUCGAGUGGGUUUUUCGGUAACAUGACCAUCUUGGCAUUAUUAUACACUGGUGGUUCUAUGGUUAAGAACGGCAUGAUAAGUAUCGGUGAACUAACAUCCUUCUUGAUGUAUACGGCCUAUGCUGGGUCAAGUUUGUUUGGUGUUUCCAGCUUUUAUUCGGAACUUAUGAAAGGUGUUGGUGCUGCCAGUCGUCUUUUUGAGCUUCAAGAUCGAAAGCCCACAAUUCCUGCAACUGUUGGUACCAAGGUUAAAUCUGCACAAGGUAUCAUCAAAUUUGACAACGUCUCCUUUGCCUACCCAACACGACCAGCAGUCGCGAUCUUUGACGGGCUCAGCUUCGAAAUUCCUUCAGGUACUAAUGUGGCAAUUGUCGGGCCCAGUGGUGGAGGUAAAUCUACCAUUGGUUCACUCCUACUACGAUUUUAUAACCCCACAGAGGGAAAGAUCACAAUUAAUGGUCAAGACAUAACAAAGAUGAACGCAAAGUCUCUCCGACGUCGAAUUGGAAUGGUCGGUCAAGAGCCUGUCCUCAUGUCUGGUUCUGUUGCCGAGAACAUCGCCUAUGGAAAGCCUCAUGCCUCAAGAUCCGAAAUUAUCGCAGCUGCACGAAAAGCAAAUUGUCAAUUCAUUAGUGAUUUCCCUGAAGGCCUUGACACACAAGUCGGAGCACGUGGCGCACAAUUAUCGGGAGGACAAAAACAACGAAUUGCAAUUGCUAGAGCUUUACUCAAGAAUCCAGAUAUCCUUAUACUAGAUGAAGCAACAUCAGCAUUGGAUGCCGAAUCCGAAACCUUAGUUAACUCUGCCCUGGCAGCCUUACUCAGGGGUCAAAAUACAACCAUUUCAAUUGCUCAUCGUCUAUCAACGAUCAAGCGCUCUGAUCACGUUAUCGUAUUAGGAAAUGAUGGAAAGGUUGCUGAAACUGGAACUUACAAUUCUUUAUCCAGCAAUCCCAAUUCAGCCUUCUCUAAAUUGAUGGAAUGGCAAAUGAGUGGAGGUGAUGCAGCUGAUCACAGACCUGUUGAAUUAGAAGGACAUUUCACAGAAUCUGAGGAAAUCUCGGAGGAAAUUUCUCGUCUGGAUGAUUCUGAUGAGGUCGAUGGUGAAGCUAUUGAGGAAGGAACCAAAGAGCGAAAAGAAGACAAGACAAAGACAGAGGCUGUUUUGGAAAAGACAAACAACCAAAUGAAGUAG